AUGCCUUUGAUGAAUAAAGAGUAUCUGGAGUCCUUAGGACUUCGUUGGGGAAAUGAAGCAGCAGAUCUCAUCAUGAAUCCUGCUUUAGAUGCCAACAUAGCCAGAUUCCAAGAAAGAAAGGAGCAUGUACCAGGGCCGUCGGGGGAGCCUGAAACACAUGCUUCUGAUUGUGAUCCGGUCUUGGCUGGGGAAGUUUUGGCGGGCCUCCAACCACAUAAAAAUUUGAAGAAAAUGUUCAUAGUUGGUUAUCCUGGAAUCAAGUUUCCACACUGGGUUCUUCCAAACCUAACUGAGAUGGUGUUGAUCAAUUGCCGAGGAUGCGUGCGGCUACCAAUUCUUGGUCAUCUUCCAUUUCUUAGAACACUGCGCAUGGAAGGAACGGACAACAUUGUGCAUAUUGGCCGUGAGUUCUACAGUGAGGAUGUUGUAUCAUUUCCAUCACUGCAAGAACUAUUUAUGAGAGACUUUCCAAGUUUGCAAAAGUGGGAUUGCCUGAAUGACAGAGAAAUAUUUCCACUACUGAGCAAAUUAGUCAUCAGAAAGUGUCCAAACCUUGAUUCACUCCCAUUGUUUCUCUCUCCAAAGCAUUUGGAGAUGCAGAAAGGAUUUGAAAACCUCAAUGCUUUGGAGUGUUUCGAAAUCUGUGACUGCCACACUAUUGAAACUCUUCCAGAGAAUCCAAUUGGAGGUUUGAUAUCUCUUCAGGUCUACAGUAGCCUGAGUUCCAUAACAGUUGGACUUCAAUAUCUUACAGCUAUCAAACACCUGACCAUUAUGUACUGCCCAAAUCUAGCGGGUUUGCCAGAUAGUUUAGAGCACCUUUCUUCCCUUUUAAGUUUGGCCAUUAUAAACUGCCCUCUGAUAGAAUGUUUGCCCAAUGGUCUCCAGCACGUCAAAACACUCGUGCGUCUGGAAAUACGGAACUGCCAAAGAAUUGCAGAUUUGCCAGAGUGGUUGGACAGUUUGGCCUCACUAAGAACACAAGCAAUAUCAGAAUGCCCUAAUAUAAAGUCUUUGCCUGUUGCUUUUCAACGCCUGAUAAAACUCCAGCACCUCUCUAUUCAAGAUUGCCCUGAUCCCAAAGGUGUUGUCAGAGAGAUGCAGGUGAAGAUUGGUGGAAAGUUUCUCAUGUACCUCAUAAAUAUAUCUUCUCGUCUCAGCAGCAGUAAUUUAGGUUACCAGCCCCUUGGCUUGAAAAGUAAAUUUUCUUGCUUCACCACUCUGUAUGUUUCUUAUGUUCCUAUAGUACUCGAGUGUGUUUCUUUCAUCAAAUAUCUGAAAUCCUUUUCUGUUUUCACCAGGGGUCUCUUUUGCAAAUUAAGGUCAGUUGGCUUUGAUGUCUUUCUUGAAAUGCCUGGACUGUUGAAAUAA
Molecule: messenger RNA, 1371 nt
Organism: Olea europaea var. sylvestris
Lineage: Eukaryota; Viridiplantae; Streptophyta; Magnoliopsida; Lamiales; Oleaceae
Product: putative disease resistance protein At3g14460
Exons: 2
Coding region: 1-1371 (456 amino acids)
Source: RefSeq, a predicted model, not a curated record